Phanerochaete carnosa HHB-10118-sp is the source of this 1122-nucleotide messenger RNA. RefSeq lists its product as uncharacterized. The coding region runs from base 1 to 1122 and encodes 373 amino acids. The record is from RefSeq and is a predicted model, not a curated record. NCBI's taxonomy places the organism in Eukaryota, Fungi, Basidiomycota, Agaricomycetes, Polyporales, Phanerochaetaceae. The transcript is spliced from 5 exons.
AUGGCAAAGUCUGCUGAAAAGAAGGCGGUAAAUGCCACGGUGAAGAAAGCCGCUGGGAAGACAUCCGCAACACUUACUGCUAAACGCAAGGGCAGUGCAGUCUCCGACUUAGAAGACAGUGACACCAAUGACGCAGCAAAGAAGCGGCCAAAGCGUCUGCGCAAACCGUCCCGCCGUGCCAAGGAGGCCAAGGAAGCUGAAGAAGAUGAGGACACAGGGGAAGAUGACACCAGCGACGGUAGCUCCACAGAUGACGAAGAUAGUGACAAAGUCGUUGAAGUGGAUGCAGGCUCUAUUGCUGAUGGCAGCGAAGCUCCUAUUGAAGUCGAUGACGAUGACGUUGUUUCGCUUAAAGAAGCAGAAGUAGUCGCUCUGAAGGGUGAGACGACCCGCGAUCUCGACCUCUUCUUCACUCAGAGCACCAAGCUCAAGCUCAAGAGUCCUCUCGAUGGCAGUGUCACUAUAGAAAUUGGUAGAUGGUGCACAGUAUGCCGAGAUGAUCUCAAAGCUAAGGGAUUCAAGCACCGCCCUCGUGGCUGGCUUGUUGGAGGCAACUCAAGCCUUCGCCGCCAUAUCGCCUCACGCCACUAUUCACUCUACCAAACACGCUGCAAAGAGGCAGACAUCAAAGAGAGCAAAGAAGCAAUUCCCUCCAAGGUCCGCAAGGCGCGCGAAGCUGUGGCUGCAGCUGCUUCCAAGACAACAAAGACCGCUGUUCAGUCGUCAUUGGACGGCGUUGUUCAGAAGCUCGCCAAGAUACCUGAGUUCAACAAGUGGACAGUCCUCGAUGCAGUUAGCACGCUGAUUGUGGUAUGCAACUUGCCUCUCGCACUCGCUGACGAAGUCGCUUUCACCAACGUUCUUGUUGUCAUGCGUCCAAAGACCACACGCGAAGAGCUUCUGACAACCUGGACAGUGCGGCAGAACAUCUGCAACAAGUUCGUCGAGUAUAUCAGCAAUAUCAAGGCAGCAAUCGAGAACACACCUGGUGAGGUCUCUGUCAAUUGGGAUCUAUGGACGCGUGAGCACACGAGCGACCCGUGCUUUGGCAUCACGGGUCAGUGGAUCGACGUCUCCCCUGAUGGCUGGAAGCUCCGUUCUGAGGCAUCAUCUCCCAAAUGA